ACAUUAUAAGUUACAAACAUCAAAAUAAAACUGCAUUUUAUUGAUUUAGGCUGGAAACUUGUGAUUAAAUGAGCAUGAGCAACUCAGACAAAUCUGAGAAGAAGUACAAAGGCAUUCGACGUCGAAAAUGGGGCAAAUGGGUGUCUGAAAUUCGAGUUCCGGGCACGCAAGAUCGACUGUGGUUAGGAUCAUACUCCACGCCGGAGGCUGCAGCAGUAGCUCAUGACACAGCCUUGUAUUGUCUCCGAGGAGCGUCGUCCUCACUGGAUAAUUUCAACUUCCCUUUGAUGUUACCGGCUAGUUCUCGAAUAGGAAUGUCCCCAAGGUCUGUGCAAAGGGUCUCCUCGGAUGCUGGCAUGGCUAUUGAUGCACAAUUUUUAGCCUCGAGUAGUUCUGAUAAUGUGGAGAAAGUUGACCAAAAUGGGAAGGGCUCUUGGCUAGAUGAUCAGUAACAAUUGAGCAUUUCGGUUGAAGAUUAUCUCAGAUGGCCUUCGAUAUGAUUAUGAACAAUAAAAAUAAGUUAGAUUUUUUGUCUUAUUCUACUGUUCAGUUCUAUCUA
This is a messenger RNA of Olea europaea var. sylvestris, 559 nucleotides long. RefSeq names its product ethylene-responsive transcription factor ERF020. Gene Ontology annotation, biological process: regulation of DNA-templated transcription. The transcript has a single exon. The coding region runs from base 69 to 452 and encodes 127 amino acids. Gene Ontology annotation, molecular function: DNA binding; DNA-binding transcription factor activity. The record is from RefSeq and is a predicted model, not a curated record. Lineage: Eukaryota; Viridiplantae; Streptophyta; Magnoliopsida; Lamiales; Oleaceae.